Helicoverpa zea (corn earworm) is the source of this 728-nucleotide messenger RNA. RefSeq lists its product as uncharacterized. Lineage: Eukaryota; Metazoa; Arthropoda; Insecta; Lepidoptera; Noctuidae. The record is from RefSeq and is a predicted model, not a curated record. Bases 1 to 633 code for a protein of 210 amino acids. The transcript is spliced from 4 exons.
AUGAUGAAGGUUUUGAUGACUCCCUACAUAAUCCUUAUAGCUUCUUAUAUCGUCGGUGUAGGCAGUAGUCGAGCACCUACACAUUUAUUGGUAACCCGGGUUGGGCCAUGUUACGACCCCCAAGAGACCAUUGUGAAAGUUUCUGAGCUCAGUGUUACAACGGAGAGUUACGAUUCAAAAUUGAGCGGAGUCAUUAAUAUUACUGAAGACAUCGGUAUUGGAUGGAAGAUAAAGGCCACUAUGCAGAAAUGCGUGGACAUCCGAAACAUAGAUACCUGUGACUUCUUCAAAUCAUUCUUCGUAGUAAGCAAUGGCUGUAGUGCUGACGAAGUGCAUCAGAAGCUAUACAAUGCACUCUUUAAUUAUACGAGACCAAAAAUUCAAUGCCAUAAACGAGCUGGUAUUUACAAGUUACUUAAUUAUCCAUUUUAUAGUGAUGACAACUACAUCUCGGUAUUAGAAUCUAAAAUAUCGACUAGCGUGUUUGGUUACACGAUCAGUUUGGAAGGAUACGCUGCUAACAAGAAGAAGAUAUUUUGUAUCGAAACAUAUCUACAAGUGCUUUACGAGAGAAAUCAUAAUUGGAUGAAUCCCAACAUCCGGGUCACUACUCCUAGCGCGUCAGACAGCUAGUUGACAUAGGAAACAUCACAGAGGGGAGCAGCUAUAGAUCAUCAAAUUAUAGGAAAGAAUGAAGACACAGAAAUGAAAAAUACGAUUAAAUAUAA